CACAAGUAAUAGAAAACAGAGAAAAGUAAACAGAUUCGUAAUAAAGCAUGAAACAAAGUAUCAGAAAAUAUACCAACUUAAGAAUAAAGAAAUUAAUCCCUACGCUGUAAAGAUUCAUUCAUACAUUAUAUACAGAAGCAUACACAGGCUUUUUUGAUAUAUAUAUUUAUAUAUAGAAAAUAAUAGACAUACGCAGUUCUAGCAUUUGUAUAUAAUGUUGAAGAUAAUGGAUCUGAGGAAAAAAGGGUGCUUUAUUCUUUUGCUGGUUUUGUUGGUUCAUGUGGUGGGGGGAAAUGUCGUGUUCAAUGUGGAACACAAAUUUGGUGGGCGUGGAAAGGCUGUUUUGAGGGAGCUCAAAGCCCACGACGUCCGUCGUCACGGCAGAAUGCUCGCCCCAGAGGACUUCCAAUUGGGUGGCAACGGCAAUCCCACUGGUUCAGGAUUGUAUUUCGCUAGGAUUUCAAUUGGGACACCUUCCAAGGACUAUCACGUUCAGGUCGAUACAGGAAGUGACCUUUUUUGGCUAAACUGUGCGGGCUGUAACAAUUGUUCUACAAAAACCACUCUAGGGAUAGAGCUGACGCAAUAUAACAUAUACGCGUCAACAAGUGGGAAAUCUAUUACCUGUGAGCAAGAUGUUUGUGCUGCUACGUUCGAAGGAGAAUCCUCAGAGUGCAAGGUGGGAAAGCCAUGUAAAUUUGAGGUUAAAUAUGUAGAUGGAACCACAGUUGAAGGAAACCUUGUACAGGAUAGGGUUAAUUUAGAUCAAGUGUCCGGAGACUAUAAAGCAUCACCCCUCCAGGGAAACAUAGCAUUUGGGUGCGCGUCUAAACAAUCUGGAGAUCUUGCCGGUUCAUCUAAAAGUGCAGUUGACGGGAUAAUUGGUUUUGGAUCAUUAAACUCGUCCCUCAUCUCACAGUUAGCUGCUUCUGGAACUGUGAAAAAAAAGUUUGCACAUUGCCUCGACGGAGUUAAAGGAGGCGGCAUAUUUGCUAUUGGACAAGUAGUUGAGCCACAUGUAAACUCAGUCCCAUUACUCUCAAACAAGUCACACUACACUUUACCUCUCGACCAUAUUGAGGUCGGGGGUCAAGUUCUAAACAUUCCGACUUACAAAUCUGAGUCGAAGUCCAGUCAGGCAGCGAUACUUGAUAGUGGAACAACCUUAGCAUAUAUUCCAAGCAAGGUCUAUAAGGCUCUCAUUGACAAGCUUAGGGAAAAGCAACCAGAGUUGAAGAUUCAUCGGUUUGAAGGUGUUCACGACUGCUUUAAGUACAGCGGAAAGAUUGAUGACGGUUUCCCAGCUGUAACAUUUAAGUUUAAGGGAAAUCUUUCUUUGACAGCCUAUCCCCAUGAUUAUCUUCACGAAAAUGAAGGUCAAUGGUGUUUUGGUUGGCAGGACGGAGCGGAGGUAUUGAAGGAUGCAGAUUAUACUUAUCUACUAGGAGUGUGGCACAUUUGAAGAUGGAGAAACAAUUUGGUACAUGGAGAUGGCUCCUCAAAAGGAAACUUUGGUUUUGCAUCAUGGGCCUUUUGCGCCAGGAAUGACACAUUUGAAAUGUAUUCAUGCUAGUACUAAUAGCAUCUCCAAUGCAACAAGCCUCUAUGUUGAAGCUAAAGCAAUUGAACAGGGCAUAGAAUUUUGCCUCAAAACUAUUUGUCUUUAGUGGUGGAAACUGAUUCUUUGGCAAUGAAAAGGAUCAUUGAAAAUGAUUGAAAGAUUCCAUGGAAUAUUAGUACGGAAAUGAUAAGGAUUCAAGAAUGGAAGGAAACGGAAGGGAUUACUAUUGGGAACCAGGUGGCAGAUAUUUUAGUUAACAUUGUUUUCCAUUUUGCAUGUUCGAUAAACUAUACUCAUUUUGCAAAUCUACCCAUUAGAGCAAGAAAUCUAUUAAACAUAGAUAAGCAAAGAGUUUCAAGGCUAUGUUUUCAGAAGGUAAACGACACAAUGCAUAGGAAUGCAAGUCAUACAAAUCAUCUAAAGAUAAGAGGCCUUUGACAGGUUGUUACAAUACAUAAAACAAGGUUCACAAUACAAAUGUACUAGAAUAUGUAAGUUAUAUACUAACCUAUUUGACUGAAUUUCCAUCUCCUGAAGUUAGACAGUGGUAUUAACUUCUUUGUGAGGGUCAACCUACUUAAACGACGGAGAAAAGUUUAGUUAAAUAGACCAACAUCGAAAGUAUCUCAAAGUUGUGAAUCUAGUACAGAUUUGGCUGGAACCUUACCUUGAGUAGAUAGAUUUGACUGUAUAAAUCUAUACUUUGAAGAAAUUUUCAUGUUUGGGAUCGAUUACCAUAACAUCAGGUUAGAGCUUAUUCGGAUGUCUUGAUGUGGAACCUACCCAAAAAGGCGUAGAAUGUUAAUAGUAAAAACUCUUUUUGGCUCUAAGCUAGUUUUGGUUUGCAACUAUACAAAUUAUAUUGGCGAGUUGAAUCGAUACACUCACCUUGAAGCAUCAGAUCAACAUCUUCGCAUUGGAGUUUCAUUACUCGGGCAUUGAAGAAGAGAAGCUCAACAAGCCAUGGAAGCUUCGAGACAACAACUAAACUAUACUUUCCUCUGUUCUUUUGUUUUUUCUUGCUUUUUAGAUUAGCUUUUGGGCUUUUGUUCCUUUCUAUUUUGGAUCGGGUUUCCAGUUGGACCUGCUUCAUUUGCUUGUAUAGUUUUGAAUUUCUAUAGAAUAAAAGAGGCUCACGGGUCUCAUCAAAAAUUUGUUUUAAAAAAAAA
Capsicum annuum is the source of this 2730-nucleotide messenger RNA. Its product is annotated as aspartic proteinase 36-like. The record is from RefSeq and is a predicted model, not a curated record. Gene Ontology annotation, biological process: proteolysis. NCBI's taxonomy places the organism in Eukaryota, Viridiplantae, Streptophyta, Magnoliopsida, Solanales, Solanaceae. Gene Ontology annotation, molecular function: aspartic-type endopeptidase activity. Bases 215 to 1462 code for a protein of 415 amino acids. The transcript is spliced from 10 exons.